Molecule: messenger RNA, 957 nt
Organism: Penicillium vulpinum
Lineage: Eukaryota; Fungi; Ascomycota; Eurotiomycetes; Eurotiales; Aspergillaceae
Exons: 4
Coding region: 1-957 (318 amino acids)
Molecular function (GO): flavin adenine dinucleotide binding; NADP binding; N,N-dimethylaniline monooxygenase activity
Source: RefSeq, a predicted model, not a curated record
AUGUUCUUCUUCGAGACUGCCGUCGGCACUGGAACGGGCAUGUUGCGUCUAACCCAAGCAGAGAAUGGAGUUUGGAAGGCCUACACUGUGUAUACGUCGUUGCAGGAGCUUAGCUCGUCUCGGGAGCCACUCGGGAAGCGUCGGGCGGAGGGAACGACGGAGUCGAUGCCUGGUGACUUGGCUGGGGGUACACGGAUCGAGCGCAGGAGUCGACAGAAGAAUUUUUUGGAUAAGGAGCCUGCUACGUUGGUUAUCGGGGCUGGCCAAGCUGGAUUGAAUAUGGGUGCUCGUUUGCAGAGCCCCGGAAUUUCGUACCUGAUUACCGAUCAAAAUGAGCGAGUUGGAGAUAACCGGCGCAACCGUUAUUGGACGGUUGUCCUCGCGCGCGGCGAUGGGUCCCAACGUACAGUCCGGCCUCGUCACCUUGUAUGGUGUACCGGACACUCAGGGAAGGCUAGGAUUCCCUCUUUCCCAGGACAAGAAUAUUUCCUAGGUAGUGUGUAUCAUAGUAGCCAGCACCGCGAUGCGUCAGAAAGCGAAAUUCGUGGUAAGAAGGUUGUUGUCGUCGGUUCCGGUAACAGUGGUCACGACAUCGCACAGAACUUUUAUGAAAACGACGCAGAUGUCACUCUGCUGCAGCGCAGUGGGACAUAUGUUAUAACCGCCGAGAAGGGUAUAUUUAUGAUGCACAGUGGACUGCACGAAGAUGGCGGUCCACCAACCGAACAAUGUGACAAUGUCUCCGAGAGUCUUCCCUGGCCAGUUCAACUCGAGUUGAGCGUACAUAUGACGAAGACCAUUGCGGACGUCGAAAAGGAAACGCUAGACGGACUGCGUCGGGUCGGUUUCGAACUUGAUUUCGGACAAGAUGGGGCUGGUCUUACGCGCGCAUACUUCACUCGCGGUGGAGGUUACUAUAUCGACGUCGGAUGCAGUCAGCUUAUCAUCGAUGGCUAG